AUGAGUGGGACGGAAUCCGGGGCGGUGACAUGCCUGACGUCUGGCCUCAUUGUCCGGAGCUCCGCCUUCCGGUAUUAAAUACCUUUACCUGUUUCCAGUCGGGGUGUUUUUCCAGACUCUUUUUCUUCAAAGGCUCGACAAUGGACAACGAGCAAAUCGCCGGCGCAAUCGUCUUUCCGGUUAGUUCCUUUUUUUGUUUGAAUUUUCAGUUAUUAAAAAAACAAUAAUAUGAAUGAAGAAGAUUUUUGGGUUGUUUCACUUUCGAUCUGAAUUCCUCAAAACGCACUAAAACGAUUAAAAAAGUUUCUUUUUGGAAAACUCAAAUUUUCCCUUACGGUUGAUGUAAUAUAGAGCGGAUGAAAAACAACCAAAAAAUUAAUUUUUCGGCAAAUGAGGUACAGGAAGUCUCCAGGUGGCUCUGGUAGGAGUUCUGGCGAAUUGGACGGUGGCGCUUCUUCUGCGACGCCUUCCGUCGCUGAACAACGCCUUCGGAAGGUUGACGGCGAGUCAGGCGACCGGAGACGCCGUCCAUUCGACUCUUUUCGGAUUCUUCUAUGCUCCGAUGCUCAUGUUGUUCGUUUUUCGUCUUGUCAUGUGCUAAAAAAGCGUGCGAAACGGGGAAUUUCCUCAGAAGGCUCUUUCAGUGCUUAUAAGAGUCAAAAAAAAACAGAUCUUUUUUGUUUCACUAUUGCAUCUUUUUCAAUAAGAAUCCUUGGAGGCUAUGAAAAAGGAGCUCAAAAGAUUUUCACGUCAUUUUAGGAGCUUUUAGACUUCUUGGCGCUUUUUGCACAGUCUUUUAAACUUAUUCUUAGUGUCCUCGGUGGAGCUCGCUUCAAACCUCACGAAAAGAGAAAAUUUCAGUGAUAUAACUUUUCUGCGGAGCCACUCGAAGCACAUCGGACAUGCCCUUCUUGUCUGCUACGACAUCAGCGUCUACUCUCAUCUUUUCAUUUCCCUGAACCGUUUCUGCGCCAUCUACUUCCCACUCAAUUACGAUCGUCUCUUCAAGUAUGAUGGGCUCCUGAAAAACAGAAGAAACUUGGGAUUUCAGUCACAAAAAUACGACGAAGAUCAUUAUUUUCACCUGGGCCGUCGCCAUCCUCUCUUCCUUCUACUUUUAUCAGUACGGUCAGUGA
This is a messenger RNA of Caenorhabditis auriculariae, 1136 nucleotides long. The record is from the annotation of a GenBank genome assembly. Lineage: Eukaryota; Metazoa; Nematoda; Chromadorea; Rhabditida; Rhabditidae.